Molecule: messenger RNA, 543 nt
Organism: Geodia barretti
Lineage: Eukaryota; Metazoa; Porifera; Demospongiae; Tetractinellida; Geodiidae
Source: the annotation of a GenBank genome assembly
AUGAGUGCAUUUAAAUCUUUUUAUCAAGAAGAAGUCUUCCCCGCGUUGCAACAGCAUUUCAACUAUCCAAAUGUUAUGCAGGUGCCAAAGCUUAACAAAAUAACUCUCAAUAUAGGGGUUGGUGCUGCUAUACAAGAUUCAAAACUUUUGGAUAAUGCCGCCGAAGAACUGACACAAAUAAGCGGGCAGCGGGCAGUUAUUACCCACGCCAAGAAAUCUGUGUCAGCCUUCAAGGUCCGCGCAGGUAUGGCUAUCGGCUGUAAAGCAACCUUGCGGCAGGAUAGGAUGUAUGAAUUUUUUAAUAAACUGGUCAAUGUUGUCCUGCCCCAGAUUCGUGAUUUUCGUGGACUCUCCCCGGAUUCCUUUGACGGGCGCGGUAACUAUUCCUUGGGUCUCCAAGAGCAAAUCAUUUUCCCAGAGAUCGAAUACGACACCAUAAGCGAAGUUCGCGGACUAAAUAUCACUAUUGGAACAACUGCUCCAACUGAUGAAGAAGGGCACGAGUUACUACACCUAAUGGGAAUGCCGUUUAGAGAAUCUUAG